Micropterus dolomieu (smallmouth bass) is the source of this 1812-nucleotide messenger RNA. RefSeq names its product G protein-coupled receptor 184 (gene gpr184). Gene Ontology annotation, cellular component: membrane. The transcript has 2 exons. Lineage: Eukaryota; Metazoa; Chordata; Actinopteri; Centrarchiformes; Centrarchidae. Gene Ontology annotation, molecular function: G protein-coupled receptor activity. The record is from RefSeq and is a predicted model, not a curated record. Bases 331 to 1344 code for a protein of 337 amino acids. Gene Ontology annotation, biological process: G protein-coupled receptor signaling pathway; negative regulation of G2/M transition of mitotic cell cycle; G1/S transition of mitotic cell cycle.
UCUCAACGUGAACGAAAAAAUCUGACAGUCCACAGAGAGAAUAACAGUUGCCCUCUGUAGUUAUUGUACUGGCUGAUCAUUAUCUAGUGUUGUAAUCAUUUGAGAGUACCAUGUGGGACUGUAGCGGCUUGGCUACAUGUCAGUAGCUCUGAAGACUCUCUUCUGAUGCUCGUCCUCUGACCCAACUGGACUGAACUAUGCCAAACCUGAAACAGCUCUGCAAUAUGUCUGAAAGUCUUCACCCACUGGACAGCUUUCUUUAAGGAUCAAGACACACAAAAACAACAGGGGAAUUUCUAACCAAGAAAGUGACAGAAAACCAACGUAACAAUGAAUGUCAUAGUCACACUUCCAGCGACAUCCACAAACUUAACAGAGUGUGUUCAAAUCGGCGAGAGUGUCAUCAGUGACCUUCUGAUGUCUGUUUACAUCUUGGCUUUUAUCUUUGGUUUGAUCUUCAAUGUGCUGACCCUGGGCCCCAUUUGGCAACAAGUGCAGCGGCAAAAUGUUCUGGGUAUCUUCCUGCUAAGCCUGUCCAUCUCUGACAUGCUUUUCCUCUUCACCAUGCCCCUCUGGAUCAAUUAUUACCGGCAGGACCACACCUGGAAGCUAGGUGUUAUCUCCUGCAAGUUAGCUGGCUUCUUCUACUACUCCAACAUGUACAUCAGCGUCUACCUCCUCUGCAGUAUCUCCGUGGACCGCUGCCUGGUGGUCACCUAUCCACUCCGCUCCAAGACGUACCGUACAUCGUGUUAUGCCUGGAUACAGUGCGCUACUGUUUAUGUUGUGGUGAUGGCGAUGCACAUCAUCCUACUGGUCAAUGACAAUCUCAAAGAUACCCAUGAUGACCAUGACCGUUGUUAUGAGACUUAUCCCAUGGAGAAGCCUGUCGCCUUGUUCAACCUUCUCAGAGCGGGAAUUGGCUUCCUGCUGCCCCUACUGGUCUUAGCAGUGAGCUACUGGAGGGUACUGGCCACUGUGGGUCAGAGUCCCGGCCUGAGUGUCCAGGCUAAAAGGAAGGUCCGCCUGCUGUCCUUUGGGGUGAUUGGGAUCUUCUCAAUUUGCUUUGCUCCAUAUCACAUUAUCCUGCUCAUACGCUCACUGGUCUUCUAUGCACAUUCUCAAGAAAGUUACUGCAAGUUUGAACAACAAAUACACUUUUACUUCUCAUGUACGCUGGCACUGUCCAGUCUGAACUGCGUAGUGGACCCUGUGUUGUAUGUGCUAGUCAGUAACGGAGUCCAGGAGGAGCUGAAACUGUGCUGGAAGAGGCAUCGAAGGACACAGACAGACAGAAACUGUGCCCUAACUGAAUUCACAGGAAAGUCUAAUAAUUUAAUAUGAAGUAAGCUGUAUGUGGGUGGACCAGUGCACCUGUGUAUUUGUAUGCAUAUCUAUUUAUAUAUAGACUCAUGUCUUCAAAGUUAAAGAGUAAUUGGCAGAAUUAUUCACAUUCCAUAAUUAACCAUCCAUGUUCAGACAAUCGGACAUCCUUUGAGAGAAGCACAAUUUCGAAUUUGUCUGUUUCCCCCCUUAUAUCCCGCAUCGUGUAGAGGAGGGGGUUGAAUUACAUGCAUCUCAAAGCUCUGUAAUUGGAUUGCACUUACAGGCUUUGCUCUUCCAAGAGUUCUUCAGUGCCAGCCACUUCUGUUUUGUGGUUGGACACUGCUGGAGUUUAAGAGCCCUUGUAUUUUCCCUCCAAUCUAUAUAAGGAUAUUGUGAUUGUUAUGUGCGACCCUGAUAUAGCUGCAAUAGGUGCAUUCAGUGAAACAUGUUGAAUGUAAAUCCAAAUAAACCAGUGGUUUGAACAGG